CGGACGCUAGUUCUAGUUCACACACAUUAUUCCCGUCAAUAUAUAUAGUUGUUUUUUUUUCUGUUAUUAUUGAUUCCCCUGGAGUCAGCGUAAUACGAGCUGAAGUAAGUUUCUUAAUCAUCUAAUAGAGAAAAUACUAAAUAAUUUAGCAAAAAAGAACAUCCCAUCUGCCUAUAAUAGCAGUCGCUCAAACAAAUUUCCAAAAAUGUUGGCGUGGACCUGAACUUGAAUUAUUGAUUUCCCAAACAACUAAAAAAAACCAUAUCAUGGGUAUGAUUUUAUUAGGACUACUUCCAAUACUCCUAAUCGCUCCCCAAUGCCUUGCCAAAGACCACAACGUCUUAAAAACCGAAGUGUUUGCUAUAGCAAUUGACCCAUUAAUGUUCAAUUGGUCUUACGAGGGCAGGCGAGAUCAAUUUUCUUACAAAGCUGCCCUAGUGGAUUCACCAGAUUUACCUUCUUGGAUAAAUUAUGUUUUUAGUGAACGUUAUCAUUCAGGGUUUUUGUAUGGGGUGCCUCACAGUAAGGCUGUGGUUGCCUUAGAAGUAGUUGGAUUGAAUAAAAAGAACUAUGAGACCAGGGUAGAGCCACUUAACAUAAUAGUACAAGACAAAUUAAAACUGGCGAAAUAUGAAGUCCACAUGAAAAUCGACAAUUUGAAUGUGGUGGAUAUGUUCGAUGUGGAGCGUAUGGACAGUCUAAAAGAGAUUUUCACCAGUUACUUAUGGAAAAAUUCCGAAAGUGAUUUGUAUGUCACCUUUUUGGAGAGUGCCGUCGAGAUGGGGGCUAGAAAGCCUUUAAACCCCAACGAAGGUGAAGGGGUUAUUGUAAGACUGGGCAGUGAGUUUCCAUUUUCGCAAGAACUCUUGGAGCUUCAAGUCGAGGUGAAACCUUUAUAUAAAAUUUCUCCUUGUCCCAGGGAUUUUAAGCGUACGUCAGUUGAGCGAUACUUUAGGGACGCCGGGUUCGCUUUGGAUUGGUGCUCUUUCCGCUUACCCCAAAGAGACCUAAACGACACCCUAAAUAAGCCAGAAGCCGAUAAAAUCGAAUCUUCAAACGACCAAACCGAGGAGAAAACGUUCAUGUACAGAGAUAACAUUCCUGUAAGAACUUAUCAAAAAGCACUGGUCACAGCCAUAGCGUUGCCCAUGAUGAUUAUGACGUUACUCGUAUUAGGACUGACGUUUAUACUGUGCUUCGAACAAGGCGAUGUAAUAAUCGAUCUUACUGAAGAAUUCGCGUCUUCGUCUCAAGAGGAAAGUAGUCCUCAAAGGUUUUUGGAUGCUAAUAAUAGGACCGAUACCAUGGGGAGUUUGAUUAACGAUGGGGAGAAGGAUACGUUGGGUCGUAAUUAUAUGGAAAGUCCUAACUCGACAAUGACUAGAGGAGUCCAUUGUAGACCUAGCCCACCUCCAUACGUAAGGCCCAAAUAUAAGCCUAAUAUAUGACAGUAUGCGGAAGAAAACGGUGUUAAAGUAAACCCGAGUCCGAUCGUUGAAAACGGCGAGGAUAAGAAGACGUGGUACUGUUAAAACAGCUUCAGAAGUCGUUAAUUUAGUUUCGAUUUCUCUUGUUGAAGGAAUGUUUUAGAAGAUGCUUUUAGAUACAUACGUAGUUACGCUAAAUUUCCAUGUAGCAGUGCUAUUUAAAGGAUACUAAUAAACUCGUGUAAAGACUAUAAAAAAAA
Molecule: messenger RNA, 1687 nt
Organism: Anthonomus grandis grandis
Lineage: Eukaryota; Metazoa; Arthropoda; Insecta; Coleoptera; Curculionidae
Product: epsilon-sarcoglycan
Exons: 6
Coding region: 267-1448 (393 amino acids)
Cellular component (GO): sarcoglycan complex
Source: RefSeq, a predicted model, not a curated record